UAGAAAUGUUCGAGAGAAGAUAGACAACAAUAUGAUUUUAUUAAUCACAUUUUUUUUGGUUCUUAUUUGAAGAAAUAUCCAAGCUUAUCGUUGAAAUCAACAGUCACGUGGCUUUAUUUCGUGAUAUGUUAACGCAAAUUGGUAUGUCGAAGGAUUGCCCUGAGAUGCGUGAAAAGAUACGAAAAUUGCGUCGCAACUGCGUCGAAGCUUGCAAGCAUACAGCGCGAAUAAUAUUGCCGCAAGUCAGAAGUUCGACGGCUGACGGUAUGCUGGCUGAUAAUCCGCACUUUGUCUUAUUGUUUUACUUAGCGAAGCUGUUUUUACGUGAGCUGCUAAAAAGUUACCGCCUGGUUCAAGUAGUGCCAAUGGAUAUGUCCGAUUACUACGAAAAUCGUGCUGGACCUUCAAAUCUGGGAAAUGUAAUGAGUCAAAUUUUGCUCUGCAAACAAAUAACACCCGACUUCAAUCAGGAAGAGUUGUAUAGUAUUACAAAGGACUCGCAAGAAAUCGCAAGGCUGCUUACUGAAAUGCAGGAAUACAUGCCACAGAAUAAAGCUUAUAUUGAACGUAAUGCCGCACUAGGCUCCAAUGGAUUGUGCCCUUUCAAGCGAAUGCGAAGUGCCAUUUACAAAAACAUCAGCUUACUCUGUUGCGUGUCAAGACCGAGUUACUUAUGAAGAAAAACAGGAUCGAAGAUGGUUGACAUUCAAAUGGUAUAGUUACAACGGUGGGCAAACGCGGCUCUUUGAGCCAAAUGCGGCUCUUUGCUUAGCAAAG
Messenger RNA from Rhagoletis pomonella (apple maggot), 777 nucleotides. RefSeq lists its product as uncharacterized. The transcript is spliced from 5 exons. Gene Ontology annotation, biological process: G protein-coupled receptor signaling pathway. The record is from RefSeq and is a predicted model, not a curated record. The coding region runs from base 126 to 677 and encodes 183 amino acids. Lineage: Eukaryota; Metazoa; Arthropoda; Insecta; Diptera; Tephritidae. Gene Ontology annotation, cellular component: neuron projection.